AUGUCUCAAUCGCAAGGAGUGCUCAAGGACACGAUCGCGGGCGGCUUCGGCGGUGCCUGCCUGGUGCUCGUUGGGCACCCGCUGGACACGAUCAAGGUGCGCAUGCAGACCAUGGUCGUGCAGCCCGGUGUGCCUCCUCCGUACACGAGCACCUGGGAUUGCGCCAUGAAGACCAUGAAGGCCGAAGGUCCUCUCGCUCUCUACAAGGGCAUGGUGGCGCCACUGACUGGCGUUACACCGAUGUACUCGCUGUGCUUCUUGGGUUACUCGUUCGGCCAGAAGAUUUUCUGCAAGGAGGACACCUACAAGAACCUCGACCUUGUCCGAAUCGGUCUUGCCGGUGCCACUUCGGGCAUCUUCACCACUCCGAUCUUGGCGCCACUUGAAAGAGUCAAGUGUCUGCUGCAGAUCCAGGGCAAGACUGGCCAGUACAAGGGUCCCUGGGACUGCGCUGUCAAGCUCUACAAGGAGGGUGGAAUUGCCAACGUCAACAAGGGCUACAUGGCCACAAUGCUCAGGGACUCUGUUGCUUCCUUCUUCUACUUCUCUACCUACGCUAUCCUCAAGCACGCCAUGACGCCCGAGGGUCAAGCCCAGCCUAGCGCAUGGGGCACCCUGUUCGCUGGUGGCAUGGCUGGUAUCUUCAACUGGCUGGGCUGUAUCCCCAUCGACACCCUGAAGACCAAGCUUCAGACCGCUCCGGAGGGCAAGUACCCCAACGGUAUCCGCAGCGUGUUCAAGGACGUCAUCAAGAACGACGGCUGGCGCGCCCUGCACCAAAUGUUUCAAUGGUAA
Molecule: messenger RNA, 795 nt
Organism: Acanthamoeba castellanii str. Neff
Lineage: Eukaryota; Discosea; Longamoebia; Acanthamoebidae
Product: carnitine/acylcarnitine translocase, putative
Exons: 7
Coding region: 1-795 (264 amino acids)
Biological process (GO): carnitine transmembrane transport; mitochondrial transport
Cellular component (GO): mitochondrial envelope
Molecular function (GO): O-acyl-L-carnitine transmembrane transporter activity
Source: RefSeq, a predicted model, not a curated record